AUGGGUUUCCAGGCCAUCUUUGCCCUCGUCGCUCUUGCCGGCCUGACCGCCGCCACGGCCGUCCAGGCGCGCCAGGACAUCAGUGCUGAUGACGCCGAGCUAACCGGAAAACGCAAGGCGGCCGCCGACAGCUUGGAUAGGGAAUCCAAAGGUCCCGAAAGCCUGGAAACGAUCUUGAAGGCGCACGUGUGCGAGCCGAUCAAGCUCGAGAAUGAGCUGGACCCGGAGAAGCUCGAAGGGGAGUCGGCCAAGUACAACAAAGACCUCGAGACUUGGACCACACAGAGCGACGAGAACAUGGAGACGCUCAAAGAAACCACUGUAUCUCGUCACUGCCCUGGCCGUGUCAAGGCCCUCAUGAUUUCAAGCUCGCCAGGAACGGCAGACGGCCCUCGAGCACACAUUGUCAACCCAUUUGCCCUUGAAUGCCUUCGAGAUCUCGGGCUAGAGGAAGACGCCAUCGCUCAUGGAGUCCGUGGAAAGGCCAUGUCGUCUAUGCGAUGGUGUCGCACCAUGGUCGGCGAGGACUACGGCAAAGUCCACGCCUGGGGCGAAUCUCCCAAGACUGCCCACGACGGGAGGAUAGCCUCUCCCUGCGAGUUCCUCGACUUGCCGCAACACUGGAUGGAGCCGCUGCUUGUCCGCUAUGCGACCCACCAUGGAGUCGAGAUGCGCUUCAAGACGGAGCUCGUCAGUUUUGAGCGCCAAGAGGAGUCGGGGGCCAUCAUGUGCACGCUCCGAGACCUCACGACACAACAUACCUACCUCGUGCAGACCGGAUACCUCUUCGGGGCCGACGGAGGGCGCAGCACCGUGGCGCGGUCGGCAGAGGCCAACUUUUCGUUCGACUCCAAGCCCUCCAAGGGUGUGGCGUGCAACAUCCUGCUCAAGGCCGACCUGUCACACGUCAUGAACGCCAACGAGCGCUUCGGCGGGUUGAAUUGGCUCAUGCAGCCGGACCUCAAGGCGAGGUUCGGCAUCGCCCCAGCGCUGCGCAUGGUCCGGCCUUGGCACACAUGGCUCAUGGUCGCCUUCGCGCCGGGAGAGAAGACGGACCCGUUCCGGGGUCUGACCCCAACCAGCCCCCACCUGCUCGAGUAUCUGCGCCUGAGCAUCGGGGACCCAGACGUCGACAUCGAGGUGCUCAAGGUGGACCCGUGGAUGAUCCGGGAGUCGGUUGCUCUCAACUUUGGCUGCGGAAGCAAAAGCCAGGAUGAUGACGACAACAGCGACAAGGGCAAGGACGACUGCCAUGACAUUUUCAUACUGGGCGACGCGGCCCACCGACACCCGCCAUCGUACGGGCUCGGUAGCAACACAGGCAUCCAGGAUGCCUACAACCUGGGUUGGAAAGCCGCGUUCGUGGGCCGGGGCCUGGCUGGCCCGUCCCUCCUGAACAGCUACAGUGCGGAGCGGCAGCCGGUCGGCGCAGACCUUGUGCGCAUCUCGAACGAGGGCAUGGUUUGCCACGCCGCUGUGUGGCGGCAGCUGGGCAUGAUGGCACCCACGGCUGAGGACGGGCUGCGGCAGGUCCAAGAGUUGGGCGAGGCGAGCGCGGCGGGUGCGGAGCGCCGGGCGAAGCUCCACGAGGCGCUUGAGAACAUGCGUAGCGAGUGCGAGAGCCUGGGGCUGGCCAUGAACCAGUGGUACCGAUCCGGGGCCGUCUACCUGGACGACGAGACGGCGGCGCGACCUGAGCUCAAGGGUGACCCCAUCGUCGACAUACAGAUCAGCACCUACCCCGGCAGCAGGCUCCCGCACGCCUGGCUCAAAGUACCGAGGCGCGGCAACGAGCUGUCGACCCAAGACCUCGCGGGCGGCGGGUCGUUCUGUCUGCUUACAGGACACGGCGGAGAGGGCUGGCGCGAAGCGGCGGAUGCAAUCGCCAAGGAGACCGGGAUCCCCAUCAAGACUUUUGCCAUUGGAUUCGGGCUAGAUUACCACGACGUUCAUCGUCAAUGGGCUGCGAGGCGCGAGGUGGGUGAGGACGGUUGCGUGCUUGUGCGACCCGACCGUUUCGUGGCGUGGAGGGCCACUGGAGCCGUUGCCGACUGCAAGGCCAAGCUUGGCGCUGUCCUGGACCGGAUCCUGUCGAGAGACGAGCUAAAAAGGGUGAAUGGCGAGGCUAUAGUGCGAGCAUGA
This is a messenger RNA of Pyricularia pennisetigena, 2142 nucleotides long. RefSeq lists its product as uncharacterized. Gene Ontology annotation, molecular function: FAD binding. The coding region runs from base 1 to 2142 and encodes 713 amino acids. NCBI's taxonomy places the organism in Eukaryota, Fungi, Ascomycota, Sordariomycetes, Magnaporthales, Pyriculariaceae. The transcript is spliced from 4 exons. The record is from RefSeq and is a predicted model, not a curated record.